UCCUGCGCUCAGGCGCGACUUUAAUAGAACUGGUGGUUUUGGCGUGCAGACCGCUCGCAUUCAGAACAAUGAGAAGGAACCCUAAGACACUGAGCCGUCUCACUGCAUAGCAGAACAGAAACUGGCCUGCAAACAGACAUGCAGAUGGACAAGCUUCCUGCGUGGCUGAACUCUGUGAUCUGUGGGCUCCUGCUUCUCUUCAUCUGCAGCCAAGCCCAGGACUCUGCCAGCCCCAUCCGGACCACAAACAUAGGGCAAGUGCGGGGCAGCCUUGUCCACGUGAAAGGCCCCAAUGCAGGGGUCCACACCUUCCUGGGAAUUCCCUUUGCCAAACCACCUGUAGGACCUUUGCGGUUUGCACCUCCUGAAGCCCCUGAGCCCUGGAGUGGUGUGAAGGAUGGGACCUCCCACCCUGCUAUGUGUCUGCAAGAUACUCACAUCACUGUUUCAGGGGGUGAGAAGUUAUUUAAUUUGACUGCACCUCCUCUCUCCAUGUCUGAGGACUGCCUUUACCUCAACAUCUACACACCUGCCCAUGCCCAUGAGAGAUCUAGCCUGCCUGUGAUGGUAUGGAUCCAUGGCGGUGGGCUGAUUGUAGGCAUGGCUUCUGUGUAUGAUGGAUCCAUGCUGGCAGCUUAUGAGGAUGUGGUGGUGGUCAUUAUCCAGUACCGCCUAGGUCUCCUGGGCUUCUUUAGCACUGGAGACCAGCAUGCUACUGGCAACUGGGGCUAUCUGGACCAAGUCGCGGCCCUACGCUGGGUUCAGCAGAACAUUGCUCACUUCGGAGGCAACCCUGACCGUGUCACCAUUUUUGGCGAGUCAGCAGGUGGCAUAAGCGUGUCCUCACAUGUCUUAUCUCCCAUGUCCCGAGGACUCUUCCAUGGUGCCAUCAUGGAGAGUGGAGUGGCUGUGAUGCCUGGCUUCAUCUCCAGCUCAUCUGAGGCUAUUUCCACAAUGGUGGCCAACAUAUCUGGCUGUGGGGUUGUUGAUUCAGAGGCUAUGGUGAGAUGCCUACGUGGCAAGAGUGAAGAGGAGAUUCUGGCCAUUACAAAGAACUUCAUGGCCAUUCCUGCUGUAGUAGAUGGAAACUUUCUGCCCAGGCACCCCCAGGAGCUCCUGGCCUCUGCUGACUUUCAGCCUGUCCCCAGCAUUAUUGGUGUCAACAAUGAUGAGUAUGGUUGGAUCAUCUCCUCGGUUAUUGGCUCUGCUGACAGCCAGAAGAAAAUGAAUAGAGAGUCUGUGCAGGCUGUUUUGCAGAGCAUGCUAACACAAUUGAUGUUGCCUGCUGAGUUUGGUGACCUGUUGAUGGAAGAGUACAUGGGGGAUAAUGAGGACCCCCAGACCCUCCAAGUCCAGUAUAAUGAGAUGAUCGGAGACUCUAUGUUCGUGAUUCCUGCACUCAAAGUAGCACAUUUGCACCGUUCCCAUGCCACCGUCUACUUCUAUGAAUUCCAGCAUCCUCUCAACUUCCUCAAAAACACCAGGCCACCCCAUGUGAAGGCUGAUCAUGGUGAUGAGGUUCCCUUUGUCUUUGGAAACUUCUUUUGGGGUAACCAAGCUCACUUCACUGAAGAGGAAAAGCUACUGAACAGGAAGGUGAUGAAGUACUGGGCCAACUUUGCACGAAAUGGGAACCCCAAUGGUGAGGGCCUGCCCCACUGGCCUGCACUAGACCAUGAGGAGCUGUACCUGAAGCUGGAUAUUGAGCCUACUGUGGGCCGUGCCCUGAAGGCCUCCAGGCUGAAGUUCUGGACAGAGACCCUGCCCCGGAAGAUCCAGGAGCUAAAAGGGGCUGGGGAGAAGCACACAGAGCUGUAACUCCCUGUGUGGGAGGGAAGGGUGGGCGUAAGUGCAGGUAGGGUCUGCCUAUACACACCCACACACUCACAGCCAUUCAUCCUUCAGCCAUCCAUCCAUUCAGCCCUCGCUGCCUAAUGUUGCCAAGCCUAUCUUGUGUCUUAUGAUUUGUAUCUAGAAGUCUCUCUAAAGCCUUAAGUGGUCAUAGCUGGGGUUUUCAAAAGAUUACUGGAUCUAGGGUAUGUGACGCUAGUAUUGAUUCAUGGUGUGAUGCUAGAUUAAGGGUGCCCCACCCUGGGUGUGACUGAUACCUGCCAUGAGAGUGAGUAGUCUGGGUAAGAUAUAAGGGACAGGAUAUAAGGGAUAUAAAGCUUGCUGCGGUCACUUGUCAUUUGCUGCUUGCUGCCUCCUUCCUGGUGUGAACUAUUUCUCCUCUGUGAUUCACCUCUGCCAUGACAACUUGCCUUGCAGCCAGUCAACUAUGGACCUAAACCUGUACACACUGUGAGCCAAAAUAACCUUUCCUCCUUUAACUCUGGGUGUUGGGUAUUUUGUGUCAGCAAAAAGAAAAGUAACCAAGAUACCCAGGAAGCUGUGGAUGGCAAGUCCCAAUGGACAUCCACUUUCCUCCACCUCCACACUGGAUCUGGACCCCUUUUCAUUUUCUUACUGUAUCUUCAUGCCUCUACUUUUUGACUUACCAGCCCCCGCCCUUGCCUGAGAUGAAAGUGAUGCCCAAGAAUGUUAUCCGCACCUGGGUGUCAAAAUUCUUUUUACCUCUCAAUAAUUCCAUCUGUGUUCAUAUCUAUAUAGGCCAACAGAAAGCCAGAUUACAUGAACCUAGGCUCUUUGUAUGUCCAGGCUGCUGUAAAACAGUAUCAUAAGCUGGGUGGCUUCUAAACAGCAGAGAUUUGUUUACAGAUCAGGAAACUAAGAAGUGGACAACAGUAUACUAGCAGACUUGACUUGUUCUCUGGCUCAUAGAUGCCACCUUCUCACUGUGGCCACGCUUGGUAGAAGGGGUAAAACAAUAGCCCUCAUGACCUUAUUACCUCUUAAGGGCUUCACCUAUCUGACCAUCAAAUUAGAGAUUAGGUUUCAGCUUUUGAAUCUGGGGGUUGUCACCAGGUUGAAAGAGCAUACCUAGAGUUCUCCAAGGUUGCCAACUACUGAAAAUGUCUUUAUUCAUCCCACCCAUAUUAAAUAUCACCUACAAUUAACUUGUCAAACAACUCACUCACCUCUCUUUCUGUCCAGAGAAGUUACAGGCUCCGUUUUUGUGAGAGUCAGUACUGCUAAUGUCCGCUUGCCCUUGGAGCCUGCACCAGUUGGUUCAGGAGAGCAGCCAGGUCCUCAAUGAGUGGUCUGUUGAAGUUUACUCGUUUUCAUGGUUUCUGCCGACAAUGUUAGGUCCACAUAUACGUGAUCAUUGUGGACCAGCAAAAAGGUUUCUGUCAGAUGUUCUAGAAGUAGUAUUGGAAAGUCUACAUAUGUAUAGCUGAGAAUAUUCCAUUCCCUGGCUCCCUGGUGGUCUCUACACUCAGGCAGAUUUUGAGAAUUCCCCUUGAAUUUUUUGCAAUGAGGAGAAUUCCUCCUUAUUAUGUGUUUCCUAUCAUUUUUGGUCAUGAGUGUGACUAGUUUUCACUUUAUUGUUUUUCCUAAACUGUUUUUUUGACUCUCCAAUAAAAACUUAUUAUGUA
Molecule: messenger RNA, 3497 nt
Organism: Cavia porcellus (domestic guinea pig)
Lineage: Eukaryota; Metazoa; Chordata; Mammalia; Rodentia; Caviidae
Product: cocaine esterase-like
Exons: 13
Coding region: 139-1818 (559 amino acids)
Cellular component (GO): intracellular membrane-bounded organelle
Molecular function (GO): carboxylic ester hydrolase activity
Source: RefSeq, a predicted model, not a curated record